GCCCACCCGCCGGCUCCGGUGGUUGGGCGGAGGAAGCGCGGGACUCCUCCUCUCCACCGUAUUAACAUGCACCCAGGGGCGGGUGACCAGCCCAGCUUCGCCGCCCCAGCCCGCCGCGUCCGGGCUCUCAGUCUCCUCGCCAGAGGGGAGCGAAGCGCUCCGGGCCCCGCAAUCCCCAGGACACGGCCUCUUCGACACCUUCGGCCCCGGCAAAUCGGUAGCAGCAGCGGCGGGAGCGGCCGCAGCCGCCUUGGAUCUUCUCUUUAGUCCUUCUCCUCACCCCACUGAGAGCCUGUCCCGACAGCGAGGACACCUCUUUCAUCCUACCGCUGAGGCUCGUGGGACCGACGGACGGACGCAGAGACGGAGGGUCGGACUGCGGGUAGCGGCAAGCCCAUGGUGCAUGGUGCUCUGGAGCACCUUCUGUGAUUACAGCUCACACUUUUUCCUGGGACAUUUUCUUGAAAGGAUCAGUGGACAUCCUAUUUACUCAGAUGUAAUCCCAGAUUAAUGGAGUUGUUGCAGAGCAGAUUACAUUUGUCUCACUAAGACUGGGCAUGGAAACCAGAGAGCAUUCACAUAAUUUGAGUCUGAGAGAGUUCUGGCAGAAAAUGAAGUGUUAUGCCACACCAGCGUCCACUCUCUGCACAGUUCUGGUUGAACUAAUGCUGUGAACUCUGGCCUCAAGAUCAAGAAUUGUUAUUCUACCUCUGCCACUGAUGGACUGUGCAAUGCCCACAAGUCUCUCCUGAGAACAGUUGAGCAUCACAUGCCACGAGUAAUAUUGGGUUUAAAAAAAAAAAAGAAAAACUGCUUAGUUUGGAUCUUUUCCUUACUUAGAAGCAAGAAAAAUGGAGAAUUGAUCAUCAAAGGAGGAACGAGAUGAUUAGAAGAGGGUUCCAUGGGAUAUGACUGAGAAGCUGAGACUGUGGCAAAAAGAGACUAAGGUCUUUGCAGGAGACGGGCCUGGAACCUAACCCCGGGGUGUCCAUGACCCCCUCAGUUGCACUCCGUCAGCUAUGAAAGGGUUAUCAGGCAGCCGCAGCCAUCACCACGGAGUCACCUGUGAUUCCGCCUGUGACUCUCUGUCGCACCACUCGGACCGCAAGCCAUACCUGCUGAGCCCGGUGGAGCACCACCCUGCGGACCACCCUUACUACACUCAGCGUAACUCGUUCCAGGCCGAGUGUGUGGGCCCCUUCAGCGACCCACUAGCCAGCAGCACCUUCCCGCGCAGGCACUACAACUCACAGCAGGAGCUGAAGGACGAGUGCGCCCUAGUGCCCCGCACCCUGGCCACCAAGGUUAAUCGCAUCCCCCCCAACCUCCUGGACCAGUUUGAGAGGCAGCUGCCACUCAACCGGGAUGGCUAUCACACGCUGCAGUACAAGCGCACGGCCAUGGAGCACCGCAGUGACAGCCCGGGCCGCAUUCGCCAUCUGGUCCACUCUGUCCAAAAGCUCUUCACCAAGUCGCACUCACUGGAGGGGCCAUCCAAGGGCAGUGUCAAUGGGGGCAAAGCCAGCCCGGAUGAGACACAGACCAUGAGGUAUGGCAAGCGAAGCAAAAGCAAGGAGCGGCGCGCUGAGCCCAAGGCCCGGCCCAACACCUCCCCUGGCUGGUGGAGCUCCGACGACAACCUAGACGGCGACAUGUGCAUCUACCACGCCCCCUCGGGAGUGAUGACCAUGGGCAGGUGCCCUGACCGCUCGGCCUCGCAGUACUUCAUGGAGACCUACAAUACCAUCAGCGAGCAGGCGGUCAAGGCCUCCCGAAGUAACAACGAUGUUAAGUGCUCCACCUGUGCCAACCUGCCCGUCAACCUGGAUGCUCCUCUCCUGAAGAAAAGCGCCUGGUCCUCCACUCUGACAGUGAGCCGAGCCCGGGAGGUGUACCAGAAAGCCUCAGUUAACAUGGAUCAGGCCAUGGUGAAGUCUGAGUCGUGUCAACAAGAACGUUCCUGCCAGUAUCUUCAGGUUCCUCAAGAUGAAUGGACAGGGUAUACCCCUCGAGGUAAAGAUGAUGAAAUUCCCUGCCGAAGAAUGCGGAGUGGCAGCUACAUCAAGGCCAUGGGAGAUGAAGAUAGUGGCGACUCAGACACAAGUCCCAAGCCUUCUCCCAAAGUUGCUGCACGAAGAGAAAGCUAUCUCAAGGCUACUCAGCCAUCCCUUACAGAACUCACCACACUCAAAAUUUCCAAUGAACACUCCCCCAAACUCCAGAUUCGUAGUCAUAGUUACCUGAGGGCAGUCAGUGAAGUCUCCAUCAACCGAAGCCUGGACAGCCUUGACCCUGCAGGCCUGCUCACAUCACCAAAGUUCCGCUCCAGGAAUGAGAGCUACAUGAGAGCCAUGAGCACCAUCAGCCAGGUGAGCGAGAUGGAAGUGAACGGGCAGUUCGAGUCCGUGUGUGAAUCCGUGUUCAGCGAGCUGGAGUCGCAGGCGGUGGAAGCCCUGGACCUGCCCAUGCCCGGCUGCUUCCGCAUGCGGAGCCACAGCUACGUGCGGGCCAUAGAGAAAGGCUGCUCCCAGGACGACGAGUGCGUGUCCCUGAGGUCCUCCUCCCCGCCGCGCACCACCACCACCGUGAGGACCAUUCAGAGCAGCACGGUGUCAUCUUGCAUUACAACAUAUAAGAAGACACCACCUCCAGUCCCACCCAGAACUACCACGAAACCUUUCAUUUCUAUCACAGCCCAGAGUAGCACAGAGUCUGCCCAGGAUGCCUACAUGGACGGACAGGGCCAGCGAGGAGAUAUUAUCAGCCAGUCUGGACUAAGCAACUCCACGGAGAGCCUGGACAGUAUGAAGGCUCUGACAGCCGCCAUCGAAGCUGCAAAUGCCCAGAUCCACGGCCCUGCAAGCCAACACAUGGGCAACAACCCUGCCACCGUGACCACCACGACUACCAUAGCCACCAUCACUACAGAGGACAGAAAGAAGGAUCACUUUAAGAAAAAUCGAUGCCUGUCUAUCGGGAUACAGGUGGAUGAUGCUGAAGAACCUGACAAAACAGGGGAAAAUAAAGCGCCCAGUAAGUUCCAGUCCGUAGGAGUGCAAGUAGAAGAAGAGAAGUGCUUCCGCAGGUUCACUAGAUCCAACAGUGUGACAACAGCUGUGCAGGCCGACCUGGACUUCCACGAUAAUCUGGAAAACUCUCUGGAGUCUAUGGAGGACAAUUCGUGCCCCGGCCCGAUGGCCAGACAGUUCUCCCGGGACGCCAGCACCUCCACGGUGAGCAUUCAGGGCUCAGGAAACCAUUAUCAUGCCUGCGCAGCAGACGACGACUUUGACGCGGAUUUUGAUCCUUCGAUUCUGCCUCCCCCGGAUCCCUGGAUUGACUCGAUUACUGAAGACCCUAUGGAGGCCGUUCAAAGGUCAGUGUGCCACCGAGAUGGCCACUGGUUUCUGAAGCUUCUCCAGGCGGAGCGAGACCGCAUGGAAGGGUGGUGCCAGCAGAUGGAGAGAGAAGAGCGGGAAAACAACCUGCCUGAAGACAUUCUAGGGAAAAUCCGAACCGCAGUAGGCAGUGCCCAACUUCUCAUGGCCCAGAAAUUCUACCAGUUCAGAGAACUGUGUGAAGAAAACCUGAACCCUAAUGCUCAUCCAAGGCCCACCUCCCAGGAUUUGGCAGGGUUCUGGGACAUGCUGCAGUUGUCCAUAGAAAAUAUUAGUAUGAAAUUUGAUGAACUUCAUCAGUUAAAGGCCAAUAAUUGGAAACAGAUGGAUCCUCUUGACAAGAAGGAGAGAAGGGCCCCUCCUCCAGUGCCAAAGAAGCCGGCGAAGGGCCCCGCGCCGCUGAUCCGGGAGCGCUCGCUGGAGAGCUCGCAGCGCCAGGAGGCCCGCAAGCGCCUGAUGGCCGCCAAGCGCGCCGCGUCCGUCCGCCAGAACUCGGCCACCGAGAGCGCCGAGAGCAUCGAGAUCUACAUCCCCGAGGCGCAGACCCGGCUCUGAGGUGCCCGGGGCUCGCCGCGCGCACUCCGCGGCGUCACCACCAAGUAUCUGUCUUCCCCUCCUCCUCUUCCCUUCCCACUCCGCCCUCCGAUCCCAUCUGUCUCUGAGCCCAGUGACUUCCACUGUCGCAGUGUAGUUGUCCAUCUUGCAGGAGCCGUCCCCCAAAAUCCCUUUUGCCCGGACCAGUUUGCCCAUGUUCUUCGCCGAGCUUCGCCACCUGUACUGAUGCGUCACCUUGCCUCAUCCGGAUAGCCAACCCUUUCUUUUCUUGGAAACCCCGAACCCACCUGUGUAGAAAUGGCCCCUUUAGGUCACCCACCAUCCUCAGUUCUCUCAAGCUAGUCUGUUCCUAGAGCUCAGCAAUACAAAACCAUAGGGUAGUUCAGAAAUCCAGUAUCACCGGGUGAUCCUUUGGGACUUAACCGUCUUCCACGUGAAAGAAACUAGGGCUCUGAUUCCCUUUAUUUCCCCUAAACGGUUAUUAUUUUGUAAAGCAGAUGGAGCACUUUAUUUCCAACCUCAGAAAUCACGCCAUCUCACCGGAAUCAAUGAGUGACAAACCAAGAGAGGACAGUUGGGCUGGGGGUGAGGGAACCUGGAUGUGUAAUGAGAAAGGGAGAAGCAAAAUCUGCAGGUGCUGGGGAUACUGGCACCACUCACAGCUGCACAAACUGCCUCACUGUUACUUCAUCAAUCACUGCUUCAAAUGUUUCAAUCAGCAGAAGAUUGUAAAUUCGAUCUUUCAGGGAAAUUAAUCUAUUCUGAAAGGCAAUAAAAUGAAGAGAGGCAAGGCAAGGCAAAGGAAGCAUUGAGAGUUAAGAUACUACAUAAGGGAUUUUAUUUUUUGUCCUAUUAUUAAGAAAAUUUAGACCUGAAAUGUUUUAUCAACUUUUAUUAUACUGUGUGUAUUAUAUUCUUGUUGUGGUGGUGGGGUAUUAAAAAGGCAAAAUGUUGGUUCUAUUAAUUUGUUAGUGUCCGUCCUGGGGGUUCUACCUAAUUACACAUAUAUAAGUAUACAUCUGCUUAUGAACUGCCGUAAUGGCAGCCAGGCUGUAUUCAGAGAAAAGUUUGGAUUUUCCUAUCAUUCCUUUGAAUGCUACACAUCCAUCUCUUUUAACCCAGUAGCUCAUAUUGCCGACAUAUUUUCUCCUUUAGUCUUCUCUCACUACUACCCAGAGUCCUAUCAUACCCCAGCAUAAGGAUUUUGUCCUACGUCAAACCGAUAAAGGAAAUUUUCUACCCCAACAGACAUGCUGCCUCAUUCCAAAGAACUGCCACUCAUCUGGAGGUCCCAGGUAGUGAGAGAAGAAAUUUGACCUGCAACGGUCAGCAAACACUCAGCAAACACAGGGAGAGGGAGAAAGUCAUGACUCACAAUCACUAAAAGAAACCCAGGCUUUUGGCAGAGAAUGUUGAUUUACAUUUUUAGUCAUGAGGGAUGGGCAGUAUGCACUUUGCGUCUAGCUGAAGUUAUCUUUAAAUGCCCUUACUCAUAACAGUUUAAACAUUUAGAAUGUGGUGAUCUUAAAGUAUCACUGACAUUUUAUGUCCAGCUCCCAUCCUAAAGCAUUAGAAAUUAUCAUUGAAAAUUGAAAGACUUUUAAAAACACAUCAAAUAUGCUUGCACCAGAGAAGCUUUUUUAAAAAAAAAAUACACUCUCAUAGCCAGGUGCUAGUUUAAUUUUAUUUAUGAAAUUAAGAGACGUGAUGGAUUCUGGCAACAACUAUUUUCAUGGACAUAUUCUAAAACCACCAGAGAAUUCGCUACCUCUCAGAGCCAUUGAUGCUUUGAGCUAUCUUUAUAAACAGGGCACAAAUGUUUACUGUUGUGGUUUACAAGAAAAGGGCUACUAACUUAUUUAAAAACAAACUUUUAACUAGGAUGAACAAAGCACCUUGAGUGCUUUGUAAAAUUGGAGCAUACAGAGAUUUUGAGCUUCAAGUAUUUGCUGGUUUUAAACAGAAUACACUUUUUCUUUACUUUGUAGCAGCAAUGGAAGGUCAUACAAAAUUUGCAUCAAGUAAGGCCAACUGUCGCCUUGGGUAGCCUAUGGUCACAUUCAAUCCUGCAAAUGACUUGGAACUCACAGAUUAAUCUGAAGGAAGCAGCAUCCAUUUGAAGACCCAUGUUCCCAACUACAGCUCUGUGCCCUGAGGUAGAGAUAAGAUUUGGAUUAAGAAAUAGAUUUCUAAUACGAUUCGAGAUCAUCCUACAUUUUCUUUGGAAACUGAUUAAGCCCAGGAUAUUUUAACUGAAGAGAGACAAGAGAAGGCCUAUUUAUCUUGUCUAUGUGAAUGGUAUUUGUAUAUUCAUAAGCUAUUUUUGGUAAGAAUUUUAAAUCUUUUAGCUAAAUGCCCACAGGCAUCAUGACCUUUGCUUUCCUUAAAAACAUAAAUUGUACAAACACUUUAUACAAAGCUAAUUAUCGAUGUUAAAACAUGACCCCACAUAAAGCUGCUUGUUAACCACUUGCCCCCUUUAACUGACAUUCAUGAGCAUAACUUUGUUAUAUUGUUCUUUUUGAUGUAAUUUGUAGAAAUGUUUUUUAGUUCAUAAUGGAAAAUGUACGUACCCUAAAAAAUUACUUAUUUUGUUUAACUUUGGUAUAAAGAUGUUUGGGCAUUUUCUUGGGGAGGGGGGAUUACAAAAGAAGUUUGUCUCCCACAUCAAAAAACGUUCAAAGAAAUUAAGUAUUUAUUAUAUUUUUUGCAGAUGUUUCCAUACAAUUCACAUAACCUUUUUGUAAAGAGAGAUGAAGAAAUGGAUUACAGAUUUUUAAUAUUUGAAAUGGUAAAUAGAACUAAUUUAUUUGUAAUAUAUUUCUGUUAUUUAUAGAUGUUUCCUUAAUGUUUUACUGUGCAUUACCACUUUAAUUUAAGCCUUAUCCUUGUGAAUUUACCAUUUCUUUUUUAAAACAUGUCUAGAUGCUAUUUUAAAUAACUGGAAUGUAAAUCACUAGCAUAUCUGAAUUCCCAAAUGUAAUUUUUAAAAAUUAUUUUGGUUUGGAAAAAAAAGAUUCAUUUGAAAGCCUUCAGAUGGAGGGGUGGGGAACAUUUUUAUGGCUUUAUGAAUUGGAAUUUCAUAGGCUUAUUUACCUAGAUUGUGUGUGGACAAAAAAAUGUAAAUAGAUGAAUGUUUCCCAUAAUGUAAAAAGAAGAAAUUAAUAAAAUAAUUAAUGCACUGCU
Molecule: messenger RNA, 7139 nt
Organism: Pteropus alecto (black flying fox)
Lineage: Eukaryota; Metazoa; Chordata; Mammalia; Chiroptera; Pteropodidae
Gene: DLGAP1
Product: DLG associated protein 1
Exons: 16
Coding region: 1020-3953 (977 amino acids)
Biological process (GO): signaling
Cellular component (GO): glutamatergic synapse; postsynaptic specialization
Molecular function (GO): molecular adaptor activity
Source: RefSeq, a predicted model, not a curated record